CUCUCUCUUUCUUUCACUCUAAUUCUUAAUUCUUUUGAGUAUUAGUAGUAUAUAUGGCUGACCAAAAGCUUCCAGUUAAUGAGAGCCAAAUAGACCAAUCUCUUCAAAACCCUCUUCCAAUAUCUAAACCAAUUCCCAAUAUUGACCCUUUUGUCCCCACAUCCCAAAUUCCAAAUCCUAAGUCACAAGAGGGUGAAGGUGAAGCAAAACAACCAUCUUUGCUUCAGAAACUUCCACCACCUCCUCCAUCUUCCAUGGCUUCUUCUUUAACUUCUUCUUCUUCAACUAAGAAGCAUUCUUCGUAUCGAGGAAUCCGGUGCCGGAGCGGGAAAUGGGUGUCGGAGAUUCGCGAGCCACGUAAGACGACACGCAUAUGGCUCGGCACAUUUCCAACUGCCGAGAUGGCUGCUGCCGCCUACGAUGUUGCUGCCCUUGCCCUACGAGGCGGGGAUGCGGUCCUUAACUUCCCUGCCUCCAUUCCCACCUACCCCGUUCCUGCGUCGACUUCUCCGGUUGACAUUCGCACUGCUGCCUCCGCUGCUGCUGCUAAUGCGGUGAAGAAAGCUGCAUCGUCGACUUUGACAGUCGACAUCAGCGCUAUGAAAGAUAGUGGCAAUACGAUGAUGGGGGCGGAGGAGUUUGUGGAUGAAGAAGAGAUUUUUGGGAUGCCGGGUUUACUGGCAGAUAUGGCGGAGGGGAUGAUGGUGUCGCCACCCAGAAUGAACUCGCCGCCGCUGUCCGAUGAUUCGAUGGAGAAUUCUGAUGGAACGGAAAGUUUAUGGAGCUACUUUUGAUAGUAUUAAUGAAUUAAGAUUAACUACAAGUUGUGAUUAAGAAGAUGCGAGUUAGGUGAAAAAAAGAAAAAAGGAAAAGGGGUAGCUUCAAAAAGGCGAGUUCUUGGCCGGCCGCCAUAGCUUAGGCUUGAUGAAAAAUUAGUUCAUGGUAUACCUUUUUUUGGUCCAUUUGAUUGAUUUUACCCUCUAUUUCUUUUAUAAAUGUAACUUAAGAAAGGGUGAAAGAUAGCAUUAAGUCAAAUAUUUAAACAUAAUCAAUUUUGAUUAAUUCAAUAGUGUUGUAUAACAGCCAAUAUAAUUCAAUUUUGACCCAUUUUAAUUUACACAUAAUCAAUUUUAAUUAAUUCAACGGGUUCAAAGGAUGCAAGGGUUGCAAUGGCGACUAUGACAGAGUAAUGGUUGAAAAUUUUGAUAUAA
This is a messenger RNA of Benincasa hispida (wax gourd), 1211 nucleotides long. The record is from RefSeq and is a predicted model, not a curated record. Lineage: Eukaryota; Viridiplantae; Streptophyta; Magnoliopsida; Cucurbitales; Cucurbitaceae.